Messenger RNA from Sphenostylis stenocarpa, 489 nucleotides. Lineage: Eukaryota; Viridiplantae; Streptophyta; Magnoliopsida; Fabales; Fabaceae. The record is from the annotation of a GenBank genome assembly.
AUGGCGGAUCCCUAUUACUCAUAUGGUGCUCCUGCGGCAGCCGAAGGAGCAAGCAUUGCAAGGACCAGCUUUGCUGGUUAUAUUCCAUCUGAGCCUUCAAAUUCUACUGAAUUGCGGGACAUUGGAUCAGAUUACCUGCAGAGAGACAUAGGCUUGUUUUACAGUGCUGAUGAUACCUUGGGACCCAGGGUUCAUUCUGAGCCUGUUAAGGGUUAUUCACCUCUUUCAAAUCCUGAUCUGAGUAAAAAACGAGAUAAGACACCACUAGGCAUUAAUCAUGGGGUUCCUGAUGUAAACAGUGAAAGAGCAUCAUCUAAAAGCAGUUAUGAUGGUCUGCCUGUUUCGGCAGUGGACUCGAACAUUCUGUUUGUGGGUGGACUCCCAAAUAAUUGCACUAGAAGGGAAGUUGGGCGUAUCCUUUGUGGCUUAUAUGUCAGCUUGUAUUCUUUGCAUAUUGGUUAUUGUUCCAAACAUAGCAAUAAUAGAUAG